Corythoichthys intestinalis (scribbled pipefish) is the source of this 3063-nucleotide messenger RNA. RefSeq names its product trafficking regulator of GLUT4 (SLC2A4) 1a (gene trarg1a). NCBI's taxonomy places the organism in Eukaryota, Metazoa, Chordata, Actinopteri, Syngnathiformes, Syngnathidae. The transcript is spliced from 3 exons. Bases 1002 to 1580 code for a protein of 192 amino acids. The record is from RefSeq and is a predicted model, not a curated record. Gene Ontology annotation, cellular component: membrane.
UUUGGGUGUACUGUCAUUAUUUACUGUAUAAAAAUUAAUUUGGUGUUCAAAAAGUUUUUUUUCAAACUUGAGUCUUGUAAAAGAGGGGGUCGUCUUACAAUCAAGGCCGUCUUAUAGUCGGGCCAAUACGGUAUAUGGAAAAAGUUUUAAAAUAUGUCAUUCAUUGAAGGUGCACCUUAUAAUCCGGUGCGCCUUAUAGUGCGGAAAAUACGGUACUCUUGCAUUGAGGUCACUGAGUUACUAACUCAAUUACUUUUUCGGAGAAGUAAUUUGUAAUUAUUUAACUUUUUAAAGGAAGAUUAACAAACCUGGUCAAAACAUGGACUAUAUAUUACAGAUUUUUAAAUCGAUGGCAAUAUUGUAUGUGUUUCUAAUCACAUAUUUUAGUAAAAGAGAGCAAUUGUGGCUUAUUAGAGCCUACAAGUUUUUAAGUCCGAGGUUGCUUUUUAAAAAAUGAAGAUCAAAAAUAGUCACUUGCACCAUAAAGGGUUAAGUAUAGAUGAGCCCUAUCUUCAAACAUGUCUCUUGACCGGAAAAAGAAACUACCCGUGUGUGGUAACUUGACAGGGGUUUCCAGUCUGCCCAGCAGCAGCAUGAGGAGGAUGCAGGACAAGAAGAACGGGGCAGCUUUUUAGUAAAGUAAGAGAGUAUCUACAUCUUGUUCUCGUCUUGUUAAUUUUAAAUGAAAAAUGAGAUGAGACAUACUUAAAAGAAGUAGCAGGACUGGAUGGAGCUCAUCUUUGUUUGCUCCUAACUGGAUCCAGCACACUUUUGUGGAAAUAACUCAAGUGGAUGACUCAAACUGACUCGAGUGGGGAGGAUUUGAAAUAUUUUUCAUCAAGAGGUUUAAUUGCUUUUUUUUUUUUUUUUCCUAAUCAAUGAAGAUUCCUCUCACAAUCAAACCGGGUUGUAAAACUUUCAAAUGGCCUCUUCUCAAAAUUGAACUUGGAAACGAACAAAGCUAGAGAAUCGAUUUGGUUAAUAACGUGAUCGAGGUGAGCAUGGCCAUCAACACGGACACCGACUUCCUCAAGUCCAACCUGGGCGAGGUCGGCGGUGGCGGUGGCGGUGGCGGUGGAGGAGGAGGAGGAGGCGCCCAGCUGGCUGACUUCCACGAGACCGAGAAGCUGCUGGCCGUCACCAGCGAGCCCGCCGGACAUGGGAUCAAGAUGUCCUCGUCCUUCUCCGUCAACAUGGACCACCACCAGUCCAAAGGAUCGGAGGCGGACCACAACGGCCACGGGAUGAGGUCGGGCUCCGCAGGGCAGCUGGCCGCCGCCGCGCCCCUUUCGCCGUCCAAAGUCAGCCUGAGCCGAUCGUCCACCGGCAACGCCACCGUGCAUGAGAGCCCCAAACCACGCGACUACCUGAUCCUGGUCAUCGUUUCCUGCUUCUUCCCCGUGUGGCCCGUCAGCAUCGUUGCUCUCGUUUACUCCAUAAUGUCUAGAAACAGUCUGCAGGCAGGGGACGUGGACGGAGCCAGAAGACUGGGUCGACUUGCGCGCCUACUGAGCAUCGUCUCCAUUGUGCUGGGCGUGGUUGCAAUCAUCGUCUUUGUUUCGCUUUCAGCAAUCAACUGACACGGGAUGGCCUGAAGGACCACCAAUGCACCAAUAUCAAAGAAGCCUGCACCCCAACCCCAGAAAAAAAGAAAUAUCUACAUAAAAGAUACCUCUUUGCUUCACCCAUAGUGUAAUUAGGAGCUCAUAAAAACUCCUGAGACUGAAAUCUGAAAUGCAUGUAUUACACUCCACUAACAUUUGCUUGACCCACCAAAAAAAAAAUAUAUAUAAAAAUUUGCAACACUUUUAAGGGGAGAAAAAAAUGUGAGCAAAGAAGAUUUCUGACAUGAAACUCUUAAAUGGAGCAGAUGAGUGAGCACAGAAGAUCUUUUCGCCAUCCACGACGGGAAGCUUAAACACUUUUGCUGUUCAGACUUCCGACAUUUGGACAGCACCUAUGUAAUCGUCAUGUAUUCCUGCUGCAUUCAAAGUCUAUACAGCUGAAACAUGGAUAAAGUAAAGAUGGAUAUUUUAUACCAUGUUUCAAACUGGGACAGUAAAACAUCCAGAUGAAAUAGGGAGGGAACACAUUUGGAGCGCUUUUUUUCUUUCCGCAUUUUUUAAAAACGGUGAGUGUAAUUGCAUGCCUGAAUGUGGACGUGGAUAAUUAUGCCUCUGACUGUUUUCCACUUGGAAAGAAUGAAAGUUCAAAAGGUGUGAAAACUGAAUUGUAACCCUGAACCAUCCACCUUAAUAUUUCCAAAAUAUAAUCCAAAAUGACAUUAUGCUGCUUUAUACUUGCAAAAGCAUCAAUCCUCUAGCACACAUUGGUUGUAACCAUUUUGAAUUUUGUGCUCCUGUUCUUCACCUUGUGCCCUUAAUCGGUUUACGACCUUUCUACUUGUCUUCCAUCAUCACUGCUAAAUUGUGAUAUUGUUCCACUUGUUGAAUGAAUGUUUUUUUCUUCUCCUUGUAUAAGUAUUAAAUGUAUUUAUAAUGGGAAACAUAUGCAAUAUUUAUGCAUGUUUUAUGCAUUUUUGUAAGCUGGUUGAUUUACAUUGAAAAAUUCAAAUUUGACAGACACUGUGCAAUGCACUACGGGGAUACACACAGGCAUAUGGCUGCCAUUCUCUUAUUUAACAAAAACAAUCAUAGGCUGAAAGUUCGGUACACAUCUUGUUCACUCCAAUUCUCUACAGGAAUAAAAAUGUCAGAUGCUUACAAAUCAUAUUUAUAAAACUAUGCAACUAAUUCCAGAGACAGCAAUGCUAAACCUGCCAAGUCCACUUAUUCACUUACUGGCUUCAUUACUACCUGCUACAUGAACAAACAUCCAUAAGGAGCCUUAUUUCCAUUGGUGAAUACCUUCAUGUAGAACCAAACGUACAAAGCAUUAAGAUUGAAACAAAAAGCAUUAAGAUGGCACUAAAUCUGUUAAACUGGUGGUCUACUUUUUUUUGUAUGUAUUACUAUUUCCGUCCUGGUGUAACAAAUCCCUCCGUUUUCAUCUUUGUGGUGUACAUUCUGCAUGUUUGGAAUAAAUGUUACCAUGCAUGGCUAA